Cephus cinctus (wheat stem sawfly) is the source of this 1217-nucleotide messenger RNA. RefSeq names its product thyrostimulin beta-5 subunit (gene Gpb5). The coding region runs from base 140 to 724 and encodes 194 amino acids. Lineage: Eukaryota; Metazoa; Arthropoda; Insecta; Hymenoptera; Cephidae. Gene Ontology annotation, molecular function: hormone activity. Gene Ontology annotation, biological process: G protein-coupled receptor signaling pathway. The transcript is spliced from 5 exons. The record is from RefSeq and is a predicted model, not a curated record. Gene Ontology annotation, cellular component: cytoplasm; extracellular region.
AAUAUAGCGAACUGGUCCUCUGCCCUUCAAUAAAGUCAAGCGCAGUCAAGAAAGCACCACGGUACGGUAGGGCCUGGUCCUCAAAUCCAUUAGGCAGAAGCAACCAGUAAGAAAAGUUUCUAACGAGUAGUUGGGUAGAAUGGCUGUGACGGCCGUUCUCGUCGCCAUUGCGUCAUUGAUCCUCUUCUUAAGAUUACCGGAUGCGAGCGGCACUCCCGAGGACUUGAGCAAUACUCUUGAAUGUCACAGGAGGCUUUACAAUUAUCGAGUGUCUCAGCCAGAUGAGCAAGGUCGUGAGUGCUGGGACUUUUUGAGCGUCUGGAGUUGCUGGGGUCGCUGCGACAGUAACGAGAUAUCCGAUUGGCGAUUUCCCUACAAACGUUCGCAUCAUCCGGUAUGCAUUCACGAUGGCCGACAACGUUCUGUCACGGUUCUUCGGAAUUGCGAGGAAGGUGUCAUGCCCGGUACAGAACGCUACGAAUACUUGGAGGCUGAAAGCUGUAAAUGUGCAGUUUGCAAAUCCUCGGAAACUUCCUGCGAAGGCUUACGUUACAGGGGUCAACGAUCUCUACCUGGCUUUGAAACUAACAAUAUACCAGAGGACACAAGAGGGGUGUCGGGCUUUGAUCGAUUGCGUGAACGUUUCUCUAUCUCGGAUGAAUCCUAUCCGCCCCGCUCCAAUUCGAUUUCCAUGGAUAAGUGGGACAUAAUAGAUACGUUUUAGAAACUAUCGUUCAAAACUUUCGACGAGUCUCAUCUCAAGUUUACGGAAGAGUUCAACGUCGUGUGGAUAAAGCGCUGUACUCGAUCGCUUUAAAACGUAUUUGCAAAUCGAUGCCCAUGUUCUUAUCACUUGUUACAUAAAAGAUAGAUGACAUAUAUAUAUAUAUAUAUAUACACACGCACAUAGGAAUUCAAAUAUUUCUUAUCCGUCAAUGGAACUUUUAUUAUUAUUGUUAUCCAUAAUCACGCGAAAGAUCAUAAGCCCCGGUACCUAAUCUUUAUCUCACGAUUUAUAGUAAAAUGGGACUAAAGUGCGGUAGAUUUAAUUAAUUAUAAAUUCGAAUAUGUAUACGUUGCGUUUAUACUGACUUUUUUCAAUAUUUUAUUUUAAGAAAAGGGACAACGGGGAGUCCCUACUAUUUAAUUAUAUAGAUCCUGGACGCUUUUUCUUCACCGAAUACCCAUGUACAUAGACGUAAUAUAGCAAAUUGCAA